AUCCGAGUGAUUUCGCAACAAUCUAUUGUGCUGUUCGCAUGAUCCAGAGCCCCGAGUGCCCAGAGGAGGAGUAACCUACGGAUCCCUAGUGGGGACAGGGGAAGCAAGUCGUGGGGGAGGGAUCGGCUUCCCUCCCCGGGCAGGAGAACCUCGAAGCCAUCAGGUAUAAUUUACUGAACAUUAAACUACAUAGAGUCCUCCAAAUUUAUCUUUAUGGACAAGUUAGACCAAAUGAACCAGUCCCCUUCCACCGCAUCUGAGGGCCUGAGCGAUGCCCUGCCAGGUAGCCCAGCAACACCACAGCGUGUGCCGCUAAACCCUGGAGGUGGAGGCAAAGCCACCCCUCCAAGCAAAAACAGCAAAAAGAGUCAACGUUUGGAACGUGGGAGCGAAGAGUACCGUCAGCGUCGGGAGCGUAACAACAUGGCCGUCAAGAAGAGCCGCUUAAAAAGCAAGCAGAAGGCUCAAGACACACUGCAAAGGGUCAACCAGUUGAAAGAAGAGAACGAAAGACUGGAGGCCAAAAUCAAGCUUCUUACCAAGGAGCUGAGUGUGCUGAAGGACCUGUUCUUAGAGCAUGCACACAACCUGUCGGACAAUGUGCAGCCAGAAUCCAGUACACCUGGACAGGAGUCCGCUGGAUAAUAACCGAUUUGAAGAUCUACCACUGAUUAUUGGUGGAAAAGAAUAACUUUUUUGAGGGGUGGAGAGUCCCCUGAAAUCCUGCAUUGUCUUUUAAUUACAGACGACAUGCAGCAGCAGGGGCUGUAGUAACUGAUUUUGCUUUCAGUCUGGGAUCCAAUAAUUUAUGCAGGAGUGUAUUGGUGUUGAUGUUUGUCUGUGGCUCAUCUGGUGCAACUCAUUUGCUUUGGAAAGUUAUUACAGAAAGGAAGCUGGGGGGCAGUAUUCACCUUUGUCCAGCACAAACCAGAUAAAUAGGGUUAGUUUAAAAAGAUAUCGUUCACAUGGAUUGUUGUUAUAUUAACUCUUGCCUCUUCAAUACUCACUGCAGGAGGUAAUUGAAUGAUAUAAUCCACUCAUUCACUUAUUUAUUAUGUCUGAGAGUGUAUGCAGCACAUAAGGUAGAAGCUUUUUAUCCCUCUUUGCAGUUGAAGGCAAAAGCAAGUCAUACACGAUAUUGUCCCAUGUACGGGCACCUCCACCUCUCACAAUGACUUUCUUAAAGCAAGAUGGAGGCAGUUGAUAUAAAAAUACAGUUCUUACUCCAUGUGCACUCAAAAUGGAUACUGUCAUCCAGAUCAUUUUCUGCCUAAAACCACAAGAUAAUGCAUAUCAGAGUAGUGUUAUGGAGCAGAAAAGAAAAUACAAGUGAGCUUUGGAGUAAUGCAAUAUGCUACAUAUGACUGUAUAUAUGGCUGUAAAGCACAAACCAAAAGAGCAAAAAACUUCUGUGCAGCAAUUCUCUGUAUACGAAUGACUCAGAGUUUUUAUUGUUUACAUUUACACCACCAUGACUUAAAGAUAGAAAGCAGGCCAUGCACAGACUGCUUUAGCUGUUGACUCUCUCUGACCUUCGAGAUUUACUAGGUUUGUUUGACCGCUUAUUGAGCCGCAGGCAAUGUCCACAAAUUAUGUGAUUGCUGGUUUAGUGUCAAAUGGUUUGAACAGCAUAUGGACCACAAAGUGGGUGAGGAUAGGCUUGUAUGCUUACCUCACCAAAUGACCAAAUCUUGCUGUGUAGAGUUGGAUAGAUAAGAGAAUAAAAAAACAAACUUCAGAUGGCAGUAUCCCUUUUAAUAUUUUCAAGUAACCAUUUUUGGAUUAGUCAUAGGUACAUAUUGCCCCUUUUGUUUGUGGUGAACUUAUAGAAAUCAUAUAUUUAAUGUAACCAUUCUGAUUGUAUAUAUUUGUUGACAGCAGAAGUAAAAACUAUUUUUUCACCAGGCUUCCUAGCAAGACUAUAUACAGUCUUUAGAAUCCCCUUCAUAUGUAUUCAUUAUGAAAUGUUUUAGAUUAGGAUUGUCAAAACUAUGGCCUCUCUAGUUGUUGGGGAAAAACACAUUCAUUGGCUGGCUGACAAUUGGUGUUUCUGUUCCAAUAGCUGGAGUUUUUGAUUUUUUUUUUAAUGUAAAUAAAUUCUAUUUUACUGUUA
Messenger RNA from Xenopus laevis (African clawed frog), 2113 nucleotides. It is a transcript of the gene cebpg.L, whose product is annotated as CCAAT enhancer binding protein gamma L homeolog. Lineage: Eukaryota; Metazoa; Chordata; Amphibia; Anura; Pipidae. The record is from RefSeq and is marked provisional. Gene Ontology annotation, cellular component: nucleus. Gene Ontology annotation, biological process: regulation of DNA-templated transcription; regulation of transcription by RNA polymerase II; DNA-templated transcription. Gene Ontology annotation, molecular function: RNA polymerase II cis-regulatory region sequence-specific DNA binding; sequence-specific DNA binding; DNA-binding transcription factor activity.